CCCAUGUAAUACAUUAAGGGUCAAACAUUAUCUAGUUUUCUUGAUAAAACGGCCUCUUUGCCCUUUGCCUCCAUGGUCUUGGACUUAUACAAAUGAAAUGGGCCACUAUGAAAUGUACUUUAUUUAACCCAUAUAUAUAAAUAAGAAGCGCCCACAGCAACCCAAGCACACAACUAAAACCCUCUCCCCUCGUCAUCGUUACUACGUUAGUUUUUCUCUUUUGCUCAGUCAAGAUGGGGAGCAAUCAAGCUGCAUUCUCCUUCCUCACUAAUAUAGUACGUGCGACCUUUGGCCUCGGCACUGCCGUCACGGUUGUGAAUUCAUCCCUAUAUACCGUCGACGGAGGCCAACGUGCCGUACUUUUCGAUCGUUUUCGUGGAGUCAUUGACGACACCGCCGGUGAAGGCACUCAUUUCCUCAUUCCAUGGCUCCAAACACCCUACAUAUUUGAUAUUCGUACGAGGCCCCACACUUUCUCUUCGAUCUCUGGGACCAAGGAUCUACAGAUGGUUAACCUAACUCUUCGGGUGCUAUCUCGCCCCGACGUAAACCGAUUGCCCGCUAUUUUUAAGACAUUAGGUCUUGAAUACGACGAGAAGGUUCUUCCGUCGACCGGAAACGAAGUUUUGAAGGCUGUUGUUGCUCAAUUUAACGCCGAUCAGCUUCUCACCGAACGUCCGCGCGUUUCGGCUUUGGUUCGUGAUACUUUAAUCCGCAGAGCUAAGGAUUUUAACAUCGUACUUGAUGACGUUGCGAUUACUCACUUAUCGUAUGGCGCUGAGUUCUCCAAGGCCGUGGAGCAGAAGCAAGUGGCGCAGCAAGAGGCUGAAAGAUCAAAGUUUGUUGUCGCUAAGGCGGAGCAGGAGCGGAGGGCUGCCAUUAUCAGGGCGGAAGGAGAGAGUGAAUCAGCCAAGCUGAUUUCUGAUGCUACAGCUGCUGCUGGUAUGGGAUUGAUCGAGCUUAGGAGAAUCGAGGCAUCAAGGGAGAUUUCUUCAACAUUAGCCAGGAGCAACAGUAUCAUGUACCUUCCAAACAGUGGCAGCCAAAUGCUUCUAGGGCUUAAUCCUUCUCGUUGAAUAAGUAAUUUAUUAUACCAUUAGUUUUGUUUAAUUUGCUUCUAAGAUUUGCUACAAUCACUAUUAUCAGACUACUUUUAGAGCUUGUAGGUGCAUCCAAUUGAAGUUUUUCUUUUGAGUUCUUUUUUCAUAAGAAGUUCGAAUAAAAAUCUCUACGUAAAUUAAUGACCCAUGCAGCUCCUGCAAAUCCAAGCUUUACUGUUAGUAUGAAUGUAUUUUCACUGUUAUUUGUUAGUUAUAUUAAUUAUAUGACAUAUGCUCUCGUAAUUUCCGUGUUGGCUGGGGAUGUUUUCACGAUUUUGUUGGUAUAACAUUUGUGAUCUAUUGUUAUAGAUAGCUCAGUGCUCAUGUAGUUCCUGAUUCUUCGGUUGAAAUUAUGUUGAAUGUUCAUGGCUUGCGUUUAUUGUGUGCUGAAUGCUGCUCAAAGGACUUGUUUUGUUUCAAGGCUUAGUGAGUUUUCUGCCUACAUGGAUUGGCCUAUCACUUGCGGCACACUUUAGAUCUAGUCGAUGCAUGUCAUGUUUUUUUAUGAGGUACUUCCGGUAGCGGAGGGAAGAGCUCGAGGUGAUCGCAUGACACACACCAUUGAUUAGUCAGUCUGGGAUGUUUUACUCUGAUAAUGAAAAUAUGUUUUGGAAAUGAUACUCUGAAUUUAUGUUAUGACUUAUGAUAUGUUUUUAUGAAUAUGGCUUUGGUAAUGAUUUUAAAG
Molecule: messenger RNA, 1785 nt
Organism: Lactuca sativa (garden lettuce)
Lineage: Eukaryota; Viridiplantae; Streptophyta; Magnoliopsida; Asterales; Asteraceae
Source: RefSeq, a predicted model, not a curated record